Molecule: messenger RNA, 2703 nt
Organism: Bombina bombina (fire-bellied toad)
Lineage: Eukaryota; Metazoa; Chordata; Amphibia; Anura; Bombinatoridae
Gene: CHKB
Product: choline kinase beta
Exons: 9
Coding region: 1072-2703 (543 amino acids)
Biological process (GO): phosphatidylethanolamine biosynthetic process; CDP-choline pathway
Cellular component (GO): cytoplasm
Molecular function (GO): choline kinase activity; ethanolamine kinase activity
Source: RefSeq, a predicted model, not a curated record
CGUCCAACCUUAUUUAAUUACACGUCCUUGUCACAUCCAAUCAGUUGACGUUGCGUCACUCAUAGCCGCCCAAGCAGGUGACGCAGCAGUAACGGGAUCCCGGUGAUUGGCUACGGGUAUUGGGAUUGAUAUGCGCACGACAAUCUGCCACCACGGCUGAUAACGGGCUCCGGUUGGCUGAUAAUUUGCCUUUAUUGGCUAGCAUACAUAGAGCACUCUAAACUGAUUGGCCAGCACCUCACAAACACCUCGUCUCUGAUUGGUUUGCAUUAUACGACGAACCUUACCUUUGAUUGGCAGGCAGCAUAAGUGAUUGGCUGGUAUUAUAGAAUGGCGGUUAUCAUAAAUAUGAUCUCACCUGUGAUUGGCUGAUAAAAUACAGAGGAUAUCACCUGCGAUUAACGGAUAGCAUAAAUAUGAUCUCAUCUGUGAUUGGCUGAUAAAAUACAGAGGAUAUCGGAUAGCAUAAAUAUGAUCUCACCUGUGAUUGGCUGAUAACAUACAGAGGAUAUCACCUGCGAUUGACAGUUUGUGUAUAAUGGAUCUCAGCUGUGAUUGCAGGAAAGUUUACAGUGGAUCUUACCUUUAACUGGUUAAUAGUAUCCUUUGGCUGUCACCUGUGAUUGGCUGACAGUAAACCCGGGACCUUUUUUGUCAUUGCAGGGAGUAUACUGAGGGUCUCACCUGUGAUUGGCUCUUGAUUAGCUUAAAUUCCAGGAGUCAUCUGUGAUUGGCUGACAGUAAACCCGGGAUCUUUUUUGUCAUUGCAGGGAGUAUACUGUGGGUCUCACCUGUGAUUGGCUCUUGAUGAGCUUACAUUCCAGGUGUCACCUGUGAUUGGCUGACAGUAAACCCGGGAUCUUUUUUGUCAUUGCAGGGAGUAUACUGUGGGUCUCACCUGUGAUUGGCUCUUGAUUAGCUUACAUUCCAGGAGUCAUCUGUGAUUGGCUGACAGUAAACCCGGGAUCUUUUUUGUCAUUGCAGGGAGUAUACUGUGGGUCUCACCUGUGAUUGGCUCUUGAUUAGCUUACAUUCCAGGAGUCACCUGUGAUUGGCAGUUGUGAUUUCACCAUGCAGUGUGGGGAUGGUACAGAUAGUGUGAAGGAGGGCUCCGCAUCACUGGGGGCAACAAGUCAGGAUUCUGCUGGACUAAAUAGGUUCACUGAAAACGGCACCUGCCACGAAUGCCCCUUCAUGGAGGCUGGUGACUGUGUGCCCAGCACUGGCAUCUCUGUGAGCGAGUCUCAUUCAGCUCACUCCAAUAAAGCGUCUGUAAAGCAGCACCCACCUAGCAAUAAUGACUCUAAAUCAGGCGUUGUAUCACCCUCACAAUGGGAGACAAAAUGCACCGCCAAGGAUCCAUUAGCUCCUUCUAAGUCAGAUAUUGAUCCUCAUGUGAAGUGUCAGUCUCCCCAGACCCCAGCACCUAGUAUGGAGCCACUGUCCCCCAAACAAAGGAGACUGGAGAUUAGCCCUCACUUACAGCUAAGAGCAUUCACUUUUUGUAAGGAGUAUCUGACGGGAGCUUGGAGAGACAUCCGGCCCGAUGAAAUGAGAGUGUCCGUGGUCAGCGGUGGGCUCAGUAAUCUCCUGUAUAAGUGCAGUCUCAUAGACUCUGUGCAUUCUGUCUCUUCGGAACCACGUCAAGUGUUGCUGCGUCUGUACGGCGCCAUCUUACAGGGUGUAGACUCACUGGUUCUAGAAAGCGUAAUGUUUGCUAUUCUCGCUGAGCGCACUCUUGGUCCAAAGUUGUACGGAGUGUUUCCGCAGGGUCGACUGGAGGAGUAUAUCCUGAGCCGCCGUUUGUUGACCUCGGAACUCAGUAAUCGGAGUCUUUCUCAGGAGAUAGCCGUAAAGUUGGCAAGAUUCCAUGGCAUGGAGAUGCCGUUCAACAAGGAGCCACUCUGGCUAUUUACAACAAUGGAGAGGUACAUCGCUCAGAUUCUCUCUCUCUCAUUUACACAAGACGAUCUCGCUGCCAAGUUCAGGAAGCUACAAAGUUAUGGUUUGCAGGACGAGAUGCAGACACUGAGACAACUUCUGGAAUCGACAUCGUCCCCUGUUGUUUUUUGCCACAAUGAUGUUCAGGAAGGUAACAUCCUUUUCCUCUCCUCACGUUCUUCCUCCCCAUCGGACAGACUGAUGCUCAUAGACUUUGAGUACAGCAGCUACAAUUACAGGGGAUUUGAUGUGGGUAAUCACUUCUGUGAGUGGGCGUAUAACUAUCACCACCCUGAGUGGCCAUUCUACAAGGAGUCGCUAAGCGAUUACCCCACACGGGAGCAGCAGGUAUCUAAUAUUUUUUUACAACAUACCUCUUAUGUCCCCCUCUCUCAUACUGUACGCUCUCAUACCCUCUGUCACUGUCUCAUACUGUGCGCUCUCGUACCCUCUGUCACUGUCUCAUACUGUGCGCUCUCCUACCUUCUGUCACUCUCAUACUGUGCACUCUCCUACCCUCUGUCACUCUCUCUCAUACUGUGCACUCUCCUACCCUCUGUCACUCUCUCUCAUACUGUGCGCUCUCCUACCCUCUGUCACUCUCUCAUACUGUGCGCUCUCCUACCCUCUGUCACUCUCUCUCAUAUUGUGCGCUCUCCUACCCUCUGUCACUCUCUCUCAUACUGUGUGCUCUCUUACCCUCUGUCACUCUCUCUCAUACUGUGUGCUCUCCUACCCUCUGUCACUCUCUCAUACUCAUGA